This is a messenger RNA of Trichoderma breve, 876 nucleotides long. RefSeq names its product histidine phosphatase superfamily (branch 1) domain-containing protein. Lineage: Eukaryota; Fungi; Ascomycota; Sordariomycetes; Hypocreales; Hypocreaceae. The transcript is spliced from 3 exons. The record is from RefSeq and is a predicted model, not a curated record. Gene Ontology annotation, molecular function: phosphatase activity. Bases 1 to 876 code for a protein of 291 amino acids. Gene Ontology annotation, cellular component: cytoplasm.
AUGUCGAACCAUUCCCUGCAAUACUCGACUUUACCAGGGUACUUUGAACAUGACGGGCAACCCGAGGGGCCGCAAUUCCGAGCAACAACUCUACCUGGGCUUGGGCUGAUCAACCGUCGGUACGACACAGACGGAGAUUUAGGGCAUGAGCAGACGCAAUGGGAACGUUUUAUGCACUUUCUCAAUCACCUGAAUAAAGAAGCGGUUAGCCAAGCCCGAUACAAGUUAAUCUUCUUGAUUCGGCAUGGCCAAGGUUUCCACAAUGUCAAAGAAGCGCAAGUCGGCAGAGCGGACUGGGAGGCCAAAUGGGCUUUGCUAGAUGGUGACGAUGAGAUGACUUGGGCCGACGCAAAGUUGACGGAAACGGGUAAAUCCCAAGCGCUCGAAAUUAAAGCGACGCUGGAACGUGAUAUCCGAGAGAUGAAAGUUCCGAUGCCAGGAAAAUGCUACACAAGCCCCCUCACUCGCUGUCUGGAGACAACGCGACUUGCCUUCUCAGGCCUCGAGUGGCCAACAGAUCAACCUUUCAGACCGAUGAUCAAGGAAGCCCUCCGUGAGAGGCUAGGGAAACACACAUGCGAUCAGCGCAGCACUCGCUCCCGGAUAGAGAGCAAUUAUGCCGAGUUUGAGAUUGAGUCUGACUUUACUGAGCAAGAUGAGCUUUGGCAAUCAGACUACCGAGAAACUCUUGACGAGCAUGUCGUGCGAGUCAGGCAACUAUUGGACGACAUAUUUAAUAAUGAUAAAAAUACUGUGAUCUCCUUUACAGCUCAUUCAGGGGCCAUCCGAGCACUUUACGCUCUUACUGGACACAAGGAGGUCUGGGUGGCUCCAGGGGCAAUGGUACCUCUUUUAGUGGUAGCAACACCGCAGUAG